Molecule: messenger RNA, 3684 nt
Organism: Gilbertella persicaria
Lineage: Eukaryota; Fungi; Mucoromycota; Mucoromycetes; Mucorales; Choanephoraceae
Product: P-loop containing nucleoside triphosphate hydrolase protein
Exons: 5
Coding region: 258-3596 (1112 amino acids)
Biological process (GO): maturation of SSU-rRNA from tricistronic rRNA transcript (SSU-rRNA, 5.8S rRNA, LSU-rRNA)
Cellular component (GO): nucleolus; intracellular anatomical structure
Molecular function (GO): RNA binding; ATP binding
Source: RefSeq, a predicted model, not a curated record
AGAAGCACUUUGCUUUGACAGAUAAAAUUUUUGUGGCUGUUUACAUACAAAAGAGCAGUCACAUAUAGCUAUCGACUGCUUUAACUGCAUAAACAAUAUUUUUUUUUCUUUUCUCUUGAGGUUAUUCAUUAUGGGUAAAUCAAGACCUCGUUUUAACGAAAAGGCCCGUGCUUCUUCUAAAAGACCCAACCAAAGACCUCAUCCAAAAGCAAGGGACGGAGGUCUUGCUUCACAACUGUUUGAUUCUUCUCAACAAGAUGAUCAACCCAAAAAAGAAGCAUACCAAUCAACUUAUGAUUGUACCUUCUGAUAAGAAAGAAGAAGAAGAAUCUAAAGACAGUAAAAAGACACCUUCAUUCAAAGAACCCAUCAAAUACAUGUCUAAAAAGAAGAAAAGAAAGAUGGAAAAGUAUAUUGAACAAAAAUUGAAAAAAGAUGCUCGUGCAGGUCUAUUGGAGAAAUUGUCGAGUGCAUCAUGGUCUUCCGAUCUACUCAAGUCUUCCAAGCUGAUUGGUCGAUCAGGCCAAACAUUGCGUGAACAGUUGCGUCAAGCCAUGUUGGAACAAAAAGCAGGUGUGCCGUUGACGAAUGAUGAUGUGCCCCUUGUGGUUGAAAAAGAAGUCGAGGAUUUGGCUCCUAUGCCAGAGAUGGUUUAUGCAGAACCUACGCCAGUCGAUCAACCUGUCGUUGGAAGUGCAUUAAAAGCAGGCACCACAUUGAUCAAGCGUAAAAGAAAGAAGAAGCAAUCCACCAUUCCUUCCAUUGCAAAGAAACGCUACAAACAAAGAAAGGGUAUGGAUUCUGAUUCUUCAUUUGAUAGUUCGGAUUCUGCAAAUGAUUCAUCAUCUUCGGAAGACGAACAAGAGCGCACCAAACCCGAUAGUGAUCAUGAAGAAGAGAAGGGCCAACCUCAACCUACUCAUUUAGAAGCAGUAACAGAAGCUACCAAGACGAUUGUUGCACCUAUUCCUCAAAGAAAGGAAGAAGAAUUUGAUGAUAUCAAGCUCGAAUUACUCAAGAGUAACCGAGAAGGUGACUUGGCUCAAGAUGAAGCAAAGCCGUUUUAUGUGCCUGUAAAUCGUAAGCCAGAGAUCCAAGAAGCACGUCUCAAGUUACCUGUGGUGGGGGAGGAACAAGUGAUUAUGGAAGCCAUUCGUAACAAUACAGUGGUCAUCAUUUGUGGUGAAACAGGUUCUGGUAAGACAACGCAAGUGCCUCAAUUCUUGUAUGAAGCAGGCUGGUCUCAUCCUGACAGCGAUAACCCUGGCUUGAUUGGUGUUACUCAACCACGUCGAGUAGCUACUGUCAGUAUGGCGAAACGUGUAGCAGAAGAAUUGAACCUGUCAGAUAAAGAAGUAUCCCAUCAAAUUCGUUAUGAUGCUACUGUCUCUGACAAGACACGUAUCAAGUUCAUGACAGAUGGUGUCUUGUUGCGUGAAAUGUCGCAAGAUUUAUUGCUGACUAAAUAUUCGACCAUUAUUAUUGAUGAAGCCCAUGAACGCAACUUGAACACAGAUAUCUUGAUUGGUGUUGUGAGCCGUGUGCUUAAGCUAAGAGCAGAAUUAAGCAGAGAAGACCGUCAAAAGAUCAAACCUUUACGUGUCGUCAUCAUGUCUGCUACAUUGCGUGUGUCUGAUUUCACAGAGAACAAGACUUUGUUUCCUCAAGUACCUCCUGUUAUCAAUGUCAACGCUCGUCAAUACCCUGUUGCCAUUCAUUUCAACAAAAAGACGCCUUUGGACCAUGUGAAUGAAGCCUACAAAAAGAUUUGCAAAAUUCAUGAACGAUUGCCUACAGGUGGUAUUUUGGUCUUUUUGACAGGUCAGAAUGAGAUUAACCAGUUGUGUAAGCAACUUCGUAAGCGGUAUCCUGCAUUGCCUCCUCAGGCCAAUAAAAAAGAAAUGAAGGCAGAAGAGCAAGCGAUCAAGAUGGAAUCAAAGCAAGUCCAAGAACCAGCUGGUAAGACAGAUAUGGAACCAGAAGCCAUUGAAUUGGGACAAGACGAUAAUGAGCAAGAGGAAGAAGAUUUUGAUCUUAGCAGUGACGAAGAAGAGAAUGAUAUUGCUGAAGGUUUUGAAGAUGAAGAAUUAACUGAUGUAAAAGAUGCUCCUUUGCAUGUAUUGCCCUUGUAUUCCAUGUUGCCUACAGAAGCUCAAUUGCGUGUAUUCCAACCUCCCCCUGAAGGCACUCGUCUGUGUGUGAUUGCUACUAACGUAGCCGAAACAUCUGUCACUAUUCCUGGUGUACGCUAUGUCGUUGACUGUGGUAAAUCUAAAGAACGCAAAUACAAUGUAGAGACAGGCGUUCAAUCAUUCGAGAUUGACUGGACUUCACAAGCUUCUGCAGGCCAACGUGCUGGUCGUGCUGGUAGAACAGGUCCAGGCCAUUGUUAUCGCUUGUUUUCUUCUGCUGUUUUUGAUCAUGAAUUCAGCAAAUUUUCUACGCCUGAAAUUCAUCGUAUGCCUAUUGAAGGCGUCGUGUUAAGCAUGAAGGCCAUGAAUAUCGACAAUGUGGUCAACUUCCCUUUCCCUACACCACCUAAAAGAGAGACUUUGUUUAAAGCAGAGAAACUGUUGGGCUAUUUAGGUGCUAUCAAUACAACCACAAAGCGCAUUACCGAAUUUGGUCAGACCAUGUCUUUGUUCCCCAUCACACCACGCUUUGCUAAAAUGUUGAUUAUUGGUCAACAGCAUGGUUGUUUGCCUUAUGUGAUUGCCAUUGUGUCUGCAUUGUCAGUAGGAGAUCCUUUUAUUCAAGACUAUCAUUUGGAUGAAAAUCAACCUGAAGACGAGGACGAAGAUGACUUGGAACACCGUGAAUUACAAAACAUCAAGAACGAGUCAUUUGCAGAAAAAGAAAAGCGUAAGCUUGUUCGAAAGAAGUAUUAUACAGCGCAAAUGAAACAUGCUGGUUUGGACCCUACAAGUGAUAUUCUUAAGUUACUGAACGUCGUUGGUGCUUAUGAAUAUGCUGGUGCUACCACUUCUUUCUGUGAAGACAAUUUCCUAAGGCCUAAAGCAAUGGAAGAAAUCAGAAAAUUAAGACGCCAGUUGACGAAUUUAGUGUCAAGUAAUUUCCCAGACAUUGAUAUCUGUCUUGACCCUAAAAUGAAGCCACCUAGCCCUACACAACUCAAAGUAUUAAGGCAAGUACUGACUGCCGGGUUUAUUGAUUCUGUGGCUAUUCGUCAAGAUGUAUUGGAUACAGGAGGAGGAAAAGGCACACGUUAUAAGAAUUCACGUAAUGUGGUUUAUCGUCUAUUAUGGAGUGAUGAAGAAGCCUUUAUCCAUCCAAACUCAGUCUUGUACAGUCAAGAACCACCUGCUAUGCUUGUCUACAGUGAACUCUUCAAGGGCACAAAUAAAGCAUGGCUCAAAGGUGUGACUGCAGUAGAAUCUAAAUGGAUUGCAAAUAUUGGUAAAGACUUGUGUUCGUUUGGUCGUCCUUUAGAUUUCCCUCUGCCUAAAUUCAUUGGCGAUAAAAAGGAUCGUAAACUGGUUUAUGUUGUACCUAGUUUUGGUCCCAAGAGUUGGCCAUUACCACCUAUCCAGGUAGAACAACGUAGAGAAGGCACUCGAUGGGUGCUUUCCUUAUAAACAUAUAUAUAUAUAUAUAUAUAGACUGUAUAAUAAUAAUAACAAUAAUAAAAAUAAGAUGGUAACACAUAUAUUAGAUUUAUCAUGC